Pistacia vera is the source of this 2080-nucleotide messenger RNA. Its product is annotated as endoribonuclease YBEY, chloroplastic-like. Gene Ontology annotation, molecular function: metalloendopeptidase activity. The record is from RefSeq and is a predicted model, not a curated record. The coding region runs from base 84 to 1841 and encodes 585 amino acids. NCBI's taxonomy places the organism in Eukaryota, Viridiplantae, Streptophyta, Magnoliopsida, Sapindales, Anacardiaceae. Gene Ontology annotation, biological process: rRNA processing. The transcript has 12 exons.
AUCACAGUCACAAGACAAACGGCAAAGACCGUUGUUAAUUCAACCAACACACCCACAACAUAUCUUGUUUUACCAAAACAUAAAUGCUCCCUCGCUUCUCUCCUCUCCUCCGCUCUCUCCCUUCCUCCACCAAUCCUAUGGCGCGUAUCCUUGCACCCUCCGCAAUUACCAUCGCUUUCUUUCACUCUUCUUCCACCAUUUCUCUCCUUCCUUACCCUGCCAAGCGUUUUCACAUCUCAUCUUUCUCCAAAUCCUCCAUUUUUAGACGGCAGUUUCACGCGCUUUGUGCCGGGAAAGAUGGGAAGCUAUUAAAACCAUCAAUUAGCGUCUUCGCUGAGAAGAGAGAGUACCGGAGAGUGAAGAGACGCGCCACCAAGAGUAAGGAAAAAGAGUUGGAGCUCAGUGUUUGCAUUUGCAUUGAAGAGGAGCUGCCUGAUGAUCCUGAAAUCUCGAAUAUAGCAGAAAUGCUUCGACUGAAUGCGCCGAUGUUGAUGAAGUCAGCCUUUGAUGGUUUGAAGGAUUCACAGUAUAAAACAAGAGACACUUCUAUAGAAGACUUAGGCGGUUUCGAAAGUAUUGAGUUGUCUAUACUCCUUUGCAAUGAUGAUUUUAUUCGUAAGCUUAACAAAGAAUGGAGGGAUGAGGACCAUGCUACUGAUGUCCUCUCCAUGUCACAACAUGUCCCUGAACUCAAACUUCCAGUUCUCAUGUUAGGUGACAUUGUAAUUUCAGUUGAAACGGCUGCAAGACAAGCGGAGGAAAGAGGGCAUUCACUUCUUGAUGAAAUACGCAUCCUAAUGGUUCAUGGGCUGUUACAUCUUUUGGGUUUUGAUCAUGAGAUUAGUGAGGAGGCUGAAGCAGAAAUGGAGAAGGAGGAGGAAUUUCUUUUGAAGAGUCUUGGGUGGAAGGGAAAAGGAUUAAUACAGAGUGCAUAUGAUUCUGAAACUAAUGUAAAUCUUCAUAUUGAGCAUUCGGAUGACAGGAGGAAAGAAAGAAGUCUCCGAUUCUAUAAACCAAAGUUCAGUUAUAUCUUCUGUGAUAUGGAUGGUACACUUUUGAACAGUAAAAGUCAAAUUUCAUUGACAAAUGCUAAAGCAUUGAAGGAGGCAUUGUCAAGGGGUUUAAAAGUGGUGAUAGCCACCGGAAAAGCUCGUCCAGCUGUGAUAAAUGCUUUGAAGAAGGUUGAUUUAGCUGGCAGAGAUGGCGUUAUUUCGGAGUUCUCUCCGGGGGUUUUCUUACAGGGAUUGCUUGUUUAUGGUAGACAGGGUCGGGAAAUUUUCAGAAGAAAUUUAGAUCCAGAUGUCUGCAGAGAGGCAUGUCAAUACUCUUGGGAGCAUAAGAUUCCUGUUAUUGCAUUCAGUGAGGGCCGUUGCUUAACACUAUUUGAUCAUCCACUCGUUGACGCACUGCAUACCAUAUAUCAUGAGGCUAAGGCAGAGGUCAUGCCUUCCAUUGAGCAUCUCUUGGCUGCUGCUGAUAUACAGAAGGUCAUCCUUUUAGACACUGCUGAGGGAGUAUCUACUACCAUAAGGCCGUACUGGUCAGAAGCAACAAGGGGGCGUGCCAAUGUUGUUCAAGCUGUUCCAGACAUGCUUGAAAUUGUCCCCGCUGGGACCUCAAAGGGAAGUGGGGUAAGGAUGCUGCUUGAUCAUUUGGGCAUCUCUGCAAAGGAGAUAAUGGCAAUUGGUGAUGGUGAGAAUGAUACUGAGAUGCUUGAAUUGGCUUCACUGGGUGUUGCUCUCAGUAAUGGAUCUGAGAAGACCAAAGCAGUUGCUAAUGUGAUUGGUGUUAGCAACGAUGAAGAUGGUGUAGCCGAUGCCAUUUAUCGGUACGCCUUCUGAGGUUGGAGAAGGACCUAUUUAUACAAUGCGUAAUGCAACCCACAAAAUCUGACUCAGUCAUGCUAUCAAUGAUUAGAUGACCAAGUUAUUAGAUUUUAUAGGUUCAUUUGUGGUUCUAAUUUUCAGAAUGACACUACAUAUUCCAAAUGCCGAUUAUUAUUUUUUUUUUUUUCCAAACGGAAGAAAAAUUACAGAAGAUUAUUCUUUUGGCAAAAAUACAAUACCUCAUUAGUGUGAUA